ACAAGAAAUCACGUGAUCCCUAAAGGUAAAGAGGAGCGCACCUAAGUGUUCGCGGAAGUAACUCGUUGUGUUACUGUGGAAUUUUACAAUCUCGAUUACAUGUCGACUCAAGUUUUUCGGACAGCUGAAAUGUCUGAUGCAACGUCUUCAUUCUGGCUCCGGUUGAUUUUACUGGCCAUUUUCAUCCCUUCUUCCUCCGGUGACCGGAUAAAUGUGACUGCUGUGUUUGGCAAAAACACAACUCUGCCAUGUCAAGCUUUAAAUGGUAAAACCAUUAUUGGCCUAGAGUGGAGUAGACCUGAUCUGGGGAAAAAAUAUGUCCUUCUGUACCGGGACAAUCAAUCUGAUCCUACCAAACAGCAUCAGUCUUUUAAGAACCGGGUGGUUCUGCAGGACAAUCAGAUGACAGAUGGAAACGUGUCUUUGAUUCUGAAGAAUGUUACGACUGCUGAUGCUGGUAUAUAUCAGGUUCGCAUAAGCAGAAAACGCUGGAAGAGAGCAUAUCUGGACAGUGAUCCCAUCUGCACCUUCAGCCUGAGUGUUGUUGAUCCUCCAGGGCCACCAAGACAAGAGAAAGAUGGAGGCAAGACUGAACUGAUAGUUGGUCUGACAGUUUCAGUUUUGGUUGUUGUUGUUGUUGCUGCAUUUGCAGUUGUUGUGCAAAAACAAUGUGCCCACUGUAAAUAUACGGCACUACCCUCUGAAACACAAGUGUAAACAAUAGUAAGACAAUAAGUGUAACUACAGUAUACUAUACUGUAAACACAGAUGUGUCUACAAUAUACUAUAGUGUAAGCCAGUAGUAUUCUAAGCCUACAUUACAUUACACUGUGACCUUACAGUACACCAGACUGUAAACACAGGUGUACCUGCACUAUACUAUUGGCAUGGGUGUAUCUUCACUACACUCUUAGCACAUGUGUACAUACACUACCAUGUGUACAUACCCUACAUGUGUUCACAUUUAUGCAUACCCUACAUGUGUUCACA
Haplochromis burtoni (Burton's mouthbrooder) is the source of this 990-nucleotide messenger RNA. RefSeq lists its product as uncharacterized. The coding region runs from base 100 to 717 and encodes 205 amino acids. The record is from RefSeq and is a predicted model, not a curated record. The transcript is spliced from 4 exons. Lineage: Eukaryota; Metazoa; Chordata; Actinopteri; Cichliformes; Cichlidae. Gene Ontology annotation, biological process: positive regulation of T cell proliferation; cellular response to lipopolysaccharide; negative regulation of T cell proliferation. Gene Ontology annotation, cellular component: external side of plasma membrane.